AUGUCCUCAGUCCCACCUUCAGAGUCUCCGGUCUCUCCAAAAGUCUCUCCGGCAACUGCUUCGGCCCCAAUCGCAACUACCCCUUCUUCCGCGGCCUCUCUCCGCGGGACUACCCCGGCCACUUCAGAACCCCUUACUACUGCUGUUUCUGACGUUGCUGCUCUUGAAGUAUCAACACAGACUACUAAAACAACAGAAGCCAUUGAAACAACAUCAACUCCCAUCCCAUCUUCUACAUCUACCACAUCUACGUUAGCUCAAUCUCCUAAAACCCCUGCUACCCCAAUCUCAAAGAAUACCGCCACUUCAGAAAUACUGUCAACCCCUCCACAAACCCAUAUUGAAUUGGCCUCCAAAAAUGCAUCUGAAGAUUCUUCUGCAAUUGUCGCCUCUCCUUCAAGCUCCACUUCAGCUGCACACUCAGUCUCUUCUCCUACAGGCUCUGUCCCUGCAUCAGUGGCUUUUGUCACAAGUAACUGGAUGGACGUGCAAAUGAAUGAACUUGUCCAACGUGAAAACCUUGUCUACGUGGAUGGCGACACAACCGUUGAAAAGGCAUUUGCAACUCUCGAUCAAUACAAGUUCACCUCUCUCCCCAUCAAGGUCCACCCAGAGGACCCCUCUGUGUCAGACACUUUUGAUUAUGCAGAUCUCAAUGCCUAUCUGCUUAUGGUUAUGGGCCUCAUUGAACCAGUCAAUACUAGCAAAGAAUUUGCUGAAUAUGUCAACAAGGCACGCUCUGGACAAGUAGUCCCCGUUAGCUUUGCAGCCCAUUUGGGCGUUAAGAACGAGCUCAUUUCUCUCAAAUCCACAGAUACAAUUGCCUCCGCUGUUGAGAUUCUGGGCGCAGGCGUCCACCGCAUUGCUAUUGCGGACGUGACCGACCCCCGCAUUGUCGUUGGCAUUCUGUCACAGCGAAGACUUAUUCGCUUCAUUUGGGAACACAGCCGCCGCUUCAAAACUCUCGACCCGCUCUUCCAAACUUCUCUCUCAGACUUGGGCAUUGGUCCCAAAAAAGUUGUCUCUAUCAAUGGCGACCGUCCUGUUAUUGACGCCUUUAAAAUCAUGCACGACGAUGGCGUUUCUUCCAUGGCUGUCACUGAUAACCAUAAUAACUUACUUGGAAAUAUUUCCAUUGUCGACGUCCGCCUGAUAACAAAGUCCUCUCAAAAGCACAUGCUCCGCACACCUUGCAAGCAUUUCCUCAGCAUCAUUCUCAACGAGCGUGGGCUCCAUGAUGGCCAGGAUUCAUACCCUGUUUUCCACGUCACUCUCGGAACCUCGGUCGGCCGCACCAUUGCCAAGCUUGUUGCCACCAAGGCCCACCGUUUAUGGAUUGUCCAACCUCCAGCCCCACCGUCGGCUCCAUCCUCGGCUUCGUCUUCUUCUUCAACUCCUGCCUCUCCAGCACCACAGACCCCAUCUUCUUUUAGCAUUGUCAACACAACUGCGGGUCAGCUCAUUGGUGUUGUUUCGCUCACAGAUAUUAUUAACAUUCUGGCAAAGCAAGUGGGUAAGGCUAAUCUGGAUCCCCAUGCGGCGCGUCGUCAACGCCGACGCAGUUCAUCGAGCAGCUCGCGUUCAUAUGACAAGUUCCGAAGAAGUAUUUCGAUUGAGAGACAUUCUGGUCGAUGA
This is a messenger RNA of Magnusiomyces paraingens, 1635 nucleotides long. RefSeq lists its product as uncharacterized. The transcript has a single exon. Gene Ontology annotation, molecular function: protein serine/threonine phosphatase inhibitor activity. Lineage: Eukaryota; Fungi; Ascomycota; Dipodascomycetes; Dipodascales; Dipodascaceae. The coding region runs from base 1 to 1635 and encodes 544 amino acids. The record is from RefSeq and is a predicted model, not a curated record. Gene Ontology annotation, biological process: regulation of mitotic metaphase/anaphase transition; cellular response to glucose starvation.